Molecule: messenger RNA, 527 nt
Organism: Rattus norvegicus (Norway rat)
Lineage: Eukaryota; Metazoa; Chordata; Mammalia; Rodentia; Muridae
Product: disks large homolog 5-like
Source: RefSeq, a predicted model, not a curated record
AUCCCUGUGAUGUCACCAGUAUCGUUGUGACAACCAAUUCCCUACUUUUUCUCUUAGUGUCCAAAGGAUAUAUCCACAGACAUGUUUGCCCGUCUUCUCAGGCGCUUUGGGAGAGUUGAUGUUGGUAGAGAAGAGUCUAGAGUGAAGCAAACGGAACCUAAAGAGGCCUGCAGACAGACGUCAUCCCCUGAAAAUGUCCUAAACAAGGUGCAGGCCAACGAGGAAGAGGAGAGGCUGAAUAGAGAACUGGAGCUAACUACCAAGGAGAGAAAUGAGCUGACAGAUCGCCUCCUUUAUGUGACAGGUGGAUCCAUGAGCAAGAGCCCCUACUUCAGGCCAAAUCCAUUUUAUGAAAACUUGAAGAUAAAGGAGAAAGAGGUCAUGUCAUUACUGCACAACUUAGACACAAAGAACAUUGAACAUCAUGAGAAAUUUCAGGAGCUCAAGAAGGAGAUUAACUUCUAUCGGUAAGUACUGGUCAGAAGGGCCCAUCACUUGUGGAAUGGCCAUGUCUGCCUCUCUUUGUU